Molecule: messenger RNA, 4548 nt
Organism: Xyrauchen texanus (razorback sucker)
Lineage: Eukaryota; Metazoa; Chordata; Actinopteri; Cypriniformes; Catostomidae
Product: GTPase IMAP family member 4-like
Exons: 3
Coding region: 28-1401 (457 amino acids)
Molecular function (GO): GTP binding
Source: RefSeq, a predicted model, not a curated record
GAUUUCUAAACUUAUAAGUGCUGAAGAAUGGCGUCCAGUUCAGUGAGUGAUUUGAGGAUUGUUCUGCUGGGAACGAAUGCUUCAGAAAACAGUCGAGUGGGGAACUUCCUGUUAGGAAGAGCAGCGUUUGAGACUGAAGAACCUCCAGAUGUUGUACAGAGAGUUGGAGGAAAACACAUGACAGUCAUCAACACUCCAAACAUCUCACUCCAUCAGAUGACACAGAGAGUGAGAGAGUGUGUGUCUCUGUCUGCACCAGGACCUCAUGUGAUCCUUCUGGUACUGAAACAUGAUCAGUGUUCAAGAGAAGAGAAAGAGUGUGUGGAGAUGCUGCUCAACUCUUUCUCUCACACUGUUUAUCAACACACCAUGAUGAUCACCACACACGAGUCACACACUCAAGUCAAUGACAUUAUACAGGAAAUCAUUCACCAAUGCAACGACAGACACUUCAGACUGGAGAGAAACAGCACUCCUGCUCAACUGAUGGAGAAAUGUGAAGAGAUUGUACACAGUAAUGGAGGACAACAUCUGAUUUGCAAAGAAACAGAAUCAAUAAAAGGACAAAACAUUCCUGUAAACAUCCAGGACACUCCUUACAGUCGAUCAGACAGAAGACUUGUUCUCCUGGGGAAGAGUGGUGUUGGAAAGAGUGCGGCUGGAAACACAAUACUGGGACAGAAAGUGUUUGAAUCUGACAUGAGAAUGAAAUCAGUAACCACCAAGUGCUCAGAUAAUAUAGUCACUGUUUCAGGCAGAAAUGUGUCUGUAGUUGAUACACCAGGAUUCUUUCACACUGACAUGAAUCAUGAAGAGUUAAUGACAGAAAUAGCGAGAAGUGUUUAUUUAUCGAGUCCUGGGCCGCACGCUUUUCUCAUCGUGUUUUCUGUGAAUGUCAGAGUCACACAGCUGGAAAAAAAGAUUUAUCAGAUGAUUGAAACACUGUUUGGAGAGGAAGUGUUAAAAUACUCCAUCAUUCUCUUCACUUAUGGAGAUCUGUUAGAAGAACAGUCAAUCGAGGGACUCGUUGAACAAUAUCAUACAUUAAGAUCUGUAGUUGAUCAGUGUGGAGGCAGAUAUCACGUGUUUAAUAACAAUCAUCAGAAUAACAGAGAUCAGGUGACUGAACUACUGCAGAAGAUUGACACAAUGAUACAGCAGAAUGGAGGAGGACAUUACACUAAUCAGAUGUAUCAAGAUGCUCAGAGAUUUAAACCAGAGGAGGAAGGGAGGAGAAGACAUAAUAAGGAGAGACAAUGGCAAGAAGAGAUUGAGAGUGUGAUAAAAGAGACAGAGGAAAGAGUCAGGGCAGAGUAUGAAGCUCGUUUGAGGUCUGAACUCGAAACAAUUAAAACACAGACAGAGGAAGAGGAGAGACAGAGAGGGAAGAGGAGAGACUGAGAGAGGAAGAGGAGAGACUGAGAGAGGAAGAGAGAAAACGGGAGGAAAAUCAAAGAGAAAAGGAGAUUGAGAGAGUGAGAAAGGAGACAGAGGAGUACUAUGAAAGGAGAAAAAAUAUUCAGCAGUGCUCAAUACACUAAGUUGCCCUCAGUGAGUGUUUGCUGAUAUUUCAUAAUCGUUGCGAUUUGCGUAAUCCUUUAUAAAACAAAAUGAAAAAAGUUGUGUUGAUUUUAUGAAAUAGUACACAAUUACAUAUCAAUCCAGUAUUAAAACAACAUAUAACAAACACAAGCUAUGUAGAACUAAAUCAAAAUAAAAGAUUGCGGAGCAACACUAGAGCACAUGGAGCCAAACUUUUAGUCGGUGCACUAGAAACUGCGGAUCAGUGGUGUGUUUCCCGAACAACAUAACUCGCUGCUUAACCACCAUAAUACGAUGCGUCAUUGGAGAAAUUAACUAGCUAGUCAAGACCGUUUCCUGAAUCCAUAGUAACUAUGUCGCACAUCCGUCUUUCAAACCACAUUGGUUCAACAAAAUGGCUCUGUCCUUAAUGAUGUCAUGCAGGGGUGGAGUAAAAACUUCUGGGAAAAUUCAAUUAUAAUAGCUCAUAUACACAUACACCAGAAAGAAGUUUAAUGCAAGAAAGCUGCUGAGGACACAAGAUCGGCGUGUAACGGGUAAUGAGACAGAUGCAUUGCGCUACAAUAGACGUGUUUCCCUCUAUAGCAGACAUUUAUUUAGAGGAGAUCAUCCCUAUGCCGUAUUCCUGUCAAAGCCUUUACCAUCCACUGUGAGAGCAGCAGAGGGCUGAAGGAUGUGGGGCACCAAAUAUCAGUCAUUUGGAAUUCACUUUUUAAGACCUUUAUAUUGAAAAUCCAGUUUUAUCCCAUUUGGAAUGCAACCAAAAAUGGCACUCAUGUGUUAACAUGGAAACAGAACCCGUGUUCUCCGACAAAAAACACUUGUGUAAAAGUGCUUUCUCUUAACAGGAUUUGUAAGCACUUAAACGACUACAUUCGCGUUUGCAUAGCAUCAUGUAAAUGUAAUUGUUCUGCACUUAUAUAGCACCUUUUUAACCUUAGCGGUUUACACUGUGACUCAUUCACCCGUUCACACACACACACACACCAAUGAUGGCAGAGCUGCAUGCAAGGUGCUAGCCUGCCAUUGGGAGCAACUUGGGGUUCAGUGUCUUGCCCAAGGACACUUCGGCAUGUGGGCCGGGAUUUGAACCACCAACCCUGCGAUUAGUGGCCCACCUGCUCUACCGCCUGAGCCACAGCCGCCCUAAAAAUCAGAAUGGCUUUCUGCAAAACUCAGAAUAAGUAUUUUUUUUAAAUGCCUGUAAACGCGAUCAAAGUCUUUACAGAAUUAAAGAUAUGCAUUUACAAUUUACAUUUAUGCAUUUGGCAGACACUUUUAUCCAAAGCGACUUUGGACAGUGCAAGUUACAAAUUGCCCAAAUAAAAAUUUGUUUUCAACAAUGAUCUGAAAGAUGCGGAUAACGUGAAUAUGUGAGUGGUGAUGUAAACUGAGGUAACAAUGUCACAUUCAGACAGCCACACUGCACUUUUUUACAUAGUACAAACACUUAAAUGUUGAGAUGUGGGGAUGGUAUUGUGAAUGUUAGGUUACAAGGUUGUGAAUUUUGUUAAAAUGUGUACCUGUCAUGACAAGUCAUUUCAUAAUUACACUUACAGUAUGACAUCAUAUGGAUAGAAUAGGCUACAUUAAAUGUAUACAUUAAAAAACCGUAUCUAUACAGUUUAGUGCAGAAUGUGGAUACCCCUUUUGUUUUAUAAGUUCCCACACCCCUUACAGAAUGUCUAAAAAUAUAAGAUAUUAAAGAUCAUAUUUUCUUAUCUAAAUCUACAUUACACAAACUGUACUGUAAUGUACACAAUCCUGUUCAAAAGCUUGCAUCCGCUUGGUUCUUCUUGUGCUUCUUCUUGAACAUCAACGAUUGUUUGCACUUUUUGUAAUAGUUGGAGUCCGUUAAUUGUCCUACGUGUCAAAAGCUGGAUGUCAAUAUCAUAUAUCCCUGUUGGGAAGAACUCAAAUAUGCAGAAGGUGCUGGGAACACAAUACAGUACAUCAGUUGCGGGAUGUUUCUUCAGAAAUGUGGGCAGCUUCACUGCUCGGGACAAAGCAGGAACUCAUGAACAAUUAUUACACUAACAGUCGACGAUCAUCAAUGAAGCAGCACACAAUAUUAAAAACCAAUGAAUGUAAAGUUUUGUACUGUAAUUAAGAAACAUACAUAGUGCAGUCUCAAAAUAUUUUAAAGAAAGAUUCUAUAUUUGCCCGCUGUACCGAAACCGUACCGAGCUGUGACCCCAAAACAGAGGUACAUACCAAACUGUUCAUUUGUUAUACUGUUGUUGUCCUGAUGUACAGUAUAUGCCGUUUUACUCAUGACAUGGCAAAGGGAAACAGGCACAUACUGUCAAACAGCCUUCUCAGGUACAAAUUUCAUAAUAACACAGGAAACAAUUUGACAGAAGAAAUUAAAAAUGUUUGAAUUGUGAGCAAACUGCACUUAUAGGAAGACACGUUUAGCGUUCAAACACGCAUUCUUCCCCCAUAAGCAUUAAAGGUACUUCUGCUACAGGCUUGCAUGACUUCAGUAUAUAUUUCUCUCAAAUUACACUUUUCACUUAUGUAUAAUCAGUUUUACAAUGAUUCACAAUGUAAUUUACUGUGUUGUUUAAUGUUGUUAAAUGUCAUGUUGAUUGAAAAAAUAAGCAAUUCAAUAUACCGAGGGUUUAGGGGGAUGUGUGCUUUUUGUUUUUCCCCUUGUCUUUCCCCUGUUUGUGCCAUCAGUUGUACAGCUAUGGGGUCAUCCGCCCAGAGCCACCUAUCACGGAUGUUUUGCCCCAUUAAUCCUAGUAACCAUACAUUAACGCUCAUAUUUUGGGACCAUAACAUCGUAGAGAUAUGGGAGUUUUACCCUUGCAACUGCUUGGAAGCCACAUAGUGACCACCCAGAACACCGUAGCAACCACCCAGAACACCCUAGCAACUGCCUAACAAUCACACUAAUCUAUCACACUUUUCUAUCUAUCUAUCUGUCUGCCUGUCAGUCCGUCCGUUCAUUCAUCCAUUACCCUAAAACCAGCAUAAGAGUAUAAAGGUCAUCAUACAAUA